Molecule: messenger RNA, 2649 nt
Organism: Lepus europaeus (European hare)
Lineage: Eukaryota; Metazoa; Chordata; Mammalia; Lagomorpha; Leporidae
Gene: CTPS1
Product: CTP synthase 1
Exons: 19
Coding region: 139-1914 (591 amino acids)
Biological process (GO): pyrimidine nucleobase biosynthetic process; CTP biosynthetic process
Cellular component (GO): cytoophidium; cytoplasm
Molecular function (GO): identical protein binding; CTP synthase activity
Source: RefSeq, a predicted model, not a curated record
GGGCCCGCCUCCGAGAAAGACUGCCGGGCGCAUGCGGCCGGGGUCGGUCACUGGCUGCCGGGACUUUAGAGUGUGCGUCUCCGGCCUGGCUCUGCCCUGACGGGAGGAUCAGAAGCCGGCCGCAGGUCAAAAGGUAAAAUGAAGUACAUUCUGGUUACUGGCGGGGUGAUAUCAGGAAUUGGAAAAGGAAUCAUUGCUAGCAGUGUGGGCACAAUACUGAAGUCGUGCGGCUUACACGUGACGUCCAUUAAAAUCGACCCCUACAUUAACAUCGACGCAGGAACGUUCUCUCCAUAUGAGCACGGCGAGGUUUUUGUGCUGGAUGAUGGGGGGGAGGUAGACCUGGACCUGGGUAACUACGAACGCUUCCUCGACAUCCGCCUCACCAAGGACAACAACUUGACCACCGGCAAGAUCUACCAGUAUGUCAUCAACAAGGAACGCAAAGGAGACUACUUGGGGAAAACCGUCCAAGUUGUCCCUCACAUCACAGAUGCAAUCCAGGAGUGGGUAAUGAGACAGGCCUUAAUACCUGUGGACGAAGAUGGCCUUGAACCUCAAGUGUGUGUCAUUGAGCUCGGUGGCACCGUGGGGGAUAUAGAAAGCAUGCCCUUUAUCGAGGCCUUCCGGCAGUUCCAGUUCAAGGUCAAGAGAGAGAACUUCUGUAAUAUCCACGUCAGCCUAGUUCCUCAGCCAAGUUCAACAGGGGAACAGAAGACUAAACCCACUCAAAACAGUGUCCGGGAGCUGAGGGGACUUGGCCUUUCACCCGACCUGGUUGUGUGCAGGUGCUCAAAUCCCCUUGACACGUCAGUGAAGGAGAAAAUAUCCAUGUUCUGCCAUGUGGAACCUGAACAGGUGAUCUGUGUCCACGAUGUCUCAUCCAUUUACCGUGUCCCCUUGCUGUUGGAGGAGCAGGGGGUUGUAGAUUAUUUUCUUCGAAGACUGGACCUUCCUAUUGAGAGGCAGCCACGGAAAAUGCUGAUGAAGUGGAAGGAGAUGGCUGACAGGUAUGACCGCUUGCUCGAGACUUGCUCCAUUGCCCUCGUGGGCAAAUACACCAAGUUCUCGGACUCGUAUGCCUCUGUCAUCAAGGCUCUGGAGCACUCGGCACUGGCCAUCAACCACAAACUGGAAAUCAAGUACAUAGACUCCACGGACCUGGAGCCGAGCACCCUGCAGGAGGAGCCUGUGCGCUACCACGAGGCCUGGCAGAAGCUCUGCAGCGCUCAUGGAGUGCUGGUUCCAGGAGGAUUUGGUGUUCGAGGAACAGAAGGAAAGAUCCAGGCAAUCUCCUGGGCUCGGAAACAGAGGAAGCCUUUUUUGGGUGUGUGCCUAGGAAUGCAGUUGGCAGUGGUGGAAUUUUCAAGAAAUGUGCUGGGAUGGCAAGAUGCCAAUUCUACAGAGUUUGAUCCUAAGACCAGUCACCCUGUGGUCAUAGACAUGCCCGAACACAACCCCGGGCAGAUGGGCGGCACCAUGAGGCUGGGCAAGAGGAGAACCCUGUUCCAGACCAAGAACUCGGUCAUGAGGAAGCUCUAUGGAGACGCAGACUUCCUGGAGGAGCGGCACCGCCACAGGUUCGAGGUGAAUCCAGUCCUCAAAAAGUGUCUGGAAGAGCAGGGCUUGAAGUUCGUCGGCCAAGACGUUGAAGGAGAGAGAAUGGAGAUCGUGGAGUUGGAAGAUCAUCCUUUCUUUGUCGGCGUGCAGUACCACCCCGAGUUCCUGUCGCGACCCAUCAAGCCCUCCCCGCCGUACUUCGGCCUCCUGCUGGCCUCCGUGGGGCGGCUCCCGCAUUACCUCCAGAAAGGCUGCAGGCUCUCGCCCAGGGACACCUACAGCGACAGAAGUGGAAGCAGCUCCCCCGACUCCGAGAUCACGGAGCUCAAGUUUCCAUCGAUAAACCACGACUGAGGUGGGAACGGACGAUUCGUUGAGAGCCUUCGGACUUUGGUAGAGUUUACAGCUUUGAUUCUACACUUGGCUUUUGACACUUCCUUUAAAUUAUGUUUUUAUUAAGAUUAUUUUAUUACGGGGAAGGGUAUCUGGAAACCUUUGGCACGUGCAUGUCCCACCACGUGUGCCGGCCCCUCCGCACGCGCACUGCCUGUUGGUCGCGCGCUUCUUUGGCAGUCGAGCGUUGGGAUGAGAGGCCGACGCCCGGGCUGGCGGAGGACCCAUCACCGCCGUUUCUCCAACUACCUCGUGUCGCUGUGGAUCUGCACAGGGCCGUUCUGGCCGGGACCCGAGGGUGCUGCUUGCCACUGAGAGCAGGGGAGACUCAGAACCGCCCGGGGUUGGAGCGCGGACCGGUCCGUUUGGCGUCGCGUGAAGGAGAGUCUGUCUCUGAAGGCUGCCUUUACAUCUGCCCUUCCGCCAGGGCUGGGCGCUCCUUGCAUCAAGGGGUCACUCAGCAAGCACCAGGGAGCUGGGGAGACUGCGCUGUGGCCCCCGGCCACUCAGCGGUACUCGGGCACUGUUCUUCCAGGGCGAUGUGACUGUAGCUGGAACGCACCAGGAAAGCUAUUUUCUUAACGUGACGGGAUGGGGAGCCCAGCCGUGUGCCGCUGGCCGCCGGCUGGGCCUGGGGUAUGCUCUAACUUAAGAAAUAAAUCCCGUGGAGCAAGAGACAGCUUGGUUUGGUGUCUG